Mytilus trossulus (common blue mussel) is the source of this 1144-nucleotide messenger RNA. RefSeq names its product growth hormone secretagogue receptor type 1-like. Gene Ontology annotation, molecular function: G protein-coupled receptor activity. Bases 54 to 1106 code for a protein of 350 amino acids. The record is from RefSeq and is a predicted model, not a curated record. Gene Ontology annotation, biological process: G protein-coupled receptor signaling pathway. Gene Ontology annotation, cellular component: plasma membrane. NCBI's taxonomy places the organism in Eukaryota, Metazoa, Mollusca, Bivalvia, Mytilida, Mytilidae. The transcript is spliced from 2 exons.
GAGCCGACAGUGUAUAGAGAUCUGACUAUCAAGAACACGUCAAACAUUUAAAUAUGAUAAAUUUCACCGAUAUUUCGAACUCGAGUUUAACAGAGAGAGGCGGGAAUACAACCACAGGAAAUCCCAUGAUGCAGCAGCCAGGUGUUUUACAAUACUUCAAUUAUAUUUUCUUACCAGUUGUUACAAUUGUCGGAGUAACAGGAAACAUAUUCACUAUCAUAGUUAUGCGGUCAAAAAGAUUUUCAAAUACAACUUCAUCUUUAUCAUUGAUAGCAUUAGCCAUAUCUGAUACCAUCUUUUUAGUUAUUCAACCCUUCCACAAGGCAUUUGUCACACAGUUUUUUGGUGUGGACAUCCGGGCAUUCAGUGACGUACUCUGUAAAUUGUACUUUAUCAUCCUAAAGUCUUCAAAGAUGAUGUCUUCUUGGUUUGUAGUUGGUCUAUGUGUCGAGCGCUUCAUAGCAGUUUGGUUUCCCUUGAAAGCAAAAUUAAUUGUGACAAAAAGAACAGUCAUCGUCAUGAUUUCCGUCAUUGUUAUGGUUAUCGCAACAUUCAAUGGAUUCUGGAGUUACGCAUACACAAGCACCAAUGGAGUGUGUGUCCAUGAUGGUUAUAAUCACAAUUCAACACAAGAAGUCCAGUUGUUUGGUGGAAUGCUACUAGCUGGAUUGGCAUGGUAUUCUCUGAUACCGAUCCCCGUUCUAGUGAUCCUUACAACCCUUAUCAUCUGGAAGCUUACGAUCCAAAUACGGGCUAGAAAAUCAAUGACAACAAAAAGUAAUGAUGACGUACACAUAAAAAUAACAGUUAUGUUGAUAGGUAUAAACAUAUCAUUCAUUCUCCUUGUUUGUCCGGUCUCUAUUUUUCAAUUUGUAGCUUUCCAAAAAAAAAGUCACGGCCACGGAAAUCAACAUGAAUGGUUAAAGGUAUUGAAGGAGUUUUCACAAGGAUUAGAGCAGUUCAACUAUGGAAUUAAUUUUUUCUUAUAUGUGUUAACCUCUCAGCAGUUCCGUGAUGCUUUUGUGGGAUUAUUCAGAAAAAGUCUGCCUCGAGACACGUUCACAUCCAGUAAAAAUAAGACAAAGAAAUCUACAAUAUCUAGGUAGUUUUUCUGGAUCAAAUAUUUAAGAAGAGUGUUGUAUUC